Molecule: messenger RNA, 2043 nt
Organism: Protopolystoma xenopodis
Lineage: Eukaryota; Metazoa; Platyhelminthes; Monogenea; Polystomatidea; Polystomatidae
Source: the annotation of a GenBank genome assembly
UGCCACGCGCCCACCGCCUACUCGGUCGGGCCGGCCGACUCUGCGGCCUCGUCGCCCGCGCCAGCGCCUGCGCUUGCGCCCGCCGCCGUGGGCCAACCACGGCCACGGCCGCGGCCGCAGACGCAGACGCAGCUGGCGUGCGUGGCCGCGCCGCCUCGCCUCGCCCACGCGGUCGCCUCGGCCGGUCGGCCCGGCGACGCGCAGCCCCAACGCCAGCCGCUCGUCUGCCCGCUCCGCGGGCACAAACUGCCUUUGUCCGCGCAGCCGCCGAGCGCGUGUCGCGCGUCGCCGGCGCCGGCGCCUGCGCGUUUUUUUGGCGGCUUGAGCCACGAGGCCGUGAUAUUGCAGCACUUUUUCGAGGCGCAGCGCCUGCUUCAGCAGUCGCGCCAGUUCGAUCAGCUGCGCCAGGCCAGACUGGCCAAUCAGGGCGCCGGGGAGCCCGGCCACGCGGGCCGCCGAUCGAUGGCGAGCCCGACCACGAGCCAAUCAGACGGCUCCGUCGCCGGCCGACGUCAUUCUCUGCCGCUGCCGCCGCCGCCGCCGCCGCCGUUGCACUCGUUCGCCGGCUGUCCCGCCGUCUGUCGACACACCGGACAGCCCGACUGCCCUCCGCACGCUCUGCUGCAGCACUCGCUGCUCAGCUGCGUCUACGCCUCGAUGAAACAGGACGCCGCACUCAUGCCACCCCCGCCCCUCUCCGGCCCCCACCCCAAGUGCCACGCUCCGCCUGCUUCGCCGGGUCCACUCGCCUCCGGCGACCGCGGCCUCCAAAAGCCGCACAAGCGGCACAGCUCACUCUCCAGCCUGGCGCCUCUGUCUCUGUCUGUGUCCCUGUCUGUGCCUGUGUCUGUGCCUGUACAGGUGCCCGUGGCGACGACGGCGGCGAGCGCUGCUGCCGGCGGGUGCGGACCGUCGCUGCGCGACGUGAUGAAGCAGACCGGCCCUCUGGUCUCGAGCCAAAUCGAGGGCGAACCGAUCAUGGGCUUCAGCGUGUGGGGCGAGAAGCGGCUGUGUCUGCCGCAUCUGCUGCGCUUCGUGCUCUACGACGUCGACAUCGAGACGAUCGGCCAGGCGUGCACGAAACUGCAAAUCGCCUGCACCAAAUGCAGCCCCGCCCAGCUCCACGUGUUGCACGCGCGCGGCGCUCUGCCCCGCGAGGUGCACAGCUGCGGCCUCAUUCGCAAAAGCGACGCUGAACGACUCACCAAAUUUCUCCGCUACUCGCAACCCUCGGACACACACCAACACCAACACCAACACCAACACCAACACCAACACCAACCGGAACAGGAACAAGACGACGUCGACCAGCGUCGGCGUCGGCCGGCCUCGGGGCCGGGCGAGUGCGUCUCCGAAGCGCCACUCCGGCCGGUCUUGUCGGGCGCCCCCAGUCCCGUCAGCCCUGCGCAACAGACAUGCGUCGCCCGGCAACCAGACGCUUUCAUCGACGUGGUGCAUGAUUGCUUCGGUCGACAACGUGGCCGUAUCUUCCCCGGCCUCUACACUGCGGCCCAGUCGGCCUGUAUCUCGUGCGCCACUUGUCGUCGUCUCUACUCGCCCCAACAGUUUGUCGGACACACACACAGUCUGGCAGAAGUGGAUAAAUUCAAUCACUGGGGCUUCGAUUCGGCCAACUGGCGUUGCUACCUCCGCCUGUACGUGCCCCGGACGACGAUGCACUUGAUCCGGCACUCGCACGACUCGCCGGUCAACCACAACUCCUCCGUCGCCUCCUCCCCCUCCUCCUCCUCCUCCUCCGCCACGUCCGCCUCGCCACCCUCUUCACCGUCUUCACCUUCUUCUACGCCCUGCGCCUCUGCAAAGUGCGCCCUGACGACGACGACGUCGUCUCGGACUGCCGGCCCGACGACCAUCGAGCAACACACCAACCAGCAGCCGGACACAGAUUCGCCUCGGCUGGUGGCAGAGAAGACGGCCAAAGCAGAAGCACGACGUAAUCCACUGCAACAACGUCUCAUUCGAGCGCACAUCAUGCUCGAGGAGUUCAAGACUUCACCUUUCGGCCAGAUCACGUUGUCCUGA